CUCUUGAUAUGCGUCGAGAGCAUCGGAAACUGAGAACAGGCUGUAAGCAAUGCAAGCGACGGAGAGUGAAGUGCGAUGAAGCAAAGCCAACGUGUGCGAAUUGUAUCCGGAACAAACUGAAAUGCAAUUUCGAGUUCCUCACACCCUCUCUUCCACGAUUACGCUACACAGAAACAAGGGAAGUCGUCCGGCCUUCGUCAAGGCGUGUGCUCCUAAGCUCGUCACCAUUUCAAGACCUCAACCUCCGAUCCACUUCCCUCGACCUGCAUAGUAUGGAAUUGCUGCACCACUAUACCUCAAUAACAUGCCUGACAUUCGGUGACGAUAGAAGGAAAUGGCUCUGGCAAAAAGAAAUUCCCCAAAUGGCUAUGACACACGACUUCCUCAUGCACGGGCUCCUCGCAAUCUCAGCUCUGCAUCUGUCAAUAUUACAACCACAUCGAAAAGAGGAACUUACCAGGCGGGCAACACUAUCAGAGCAUCUCGGUUUGCCUUCUUUCCGGGACUUCGUCUCUCACAAUAACCCGCACAACAUUCACGCCGUCGUUGCCUUCGCAGGCUUUGUGGUGCCAUAUGUAUGCGGCUCAUUAGAAACAUUGACGGGAAGGAUUCCCAGCCUAGACGACGACCACCCACACUGGUUCUUUGCUUUCAGAGGACUGCUACAGAUGGUUGGGAAGAGUUGGAUUGUGUUGAGGACUGGGCCUUUUGGCUCGUUACUGCACCGAGGCCCAACUUUCACGCUGGACACCGUGGAGAAUCCUGAUGAUGUGCAUCUUGCCAGGGUUCAUCAACUCCUAGAAUCAAGUUCCCAUUAUUCUGAAGAGGAUCUUGCGGUUUUGGAAGUAUGCAAGGCUGCGUUGGAUGAGCUUCGACGGCUUUUUGCGUGUCCUCAUGAACCGAUGAGGACGCGAGUUAUGAUCGCUAUUCAUGUUUGGCCUGGCACUGUUUCGCAACGGUUUAUCGAAAUAAUGCAAGAGCGGAGGCCUGAAGCAUUGGUUAUUUUAGCUCAUUAUUGUGUCCUGCUGAAGAAAGUUGACUCCUGUUGGUGGCUGGCGGGUGUGGGAAACAGGAUGUUGGCGGCGAUUGAUCAAGCUCUAGGGCAGGAUUGGCGACCGUGGAUUGAAUGGCCAUUGGAAUAUCCUCUCUAUUGAAUACAGUAACAAAUGUUUUCAGAGUUCGGACAGCAAAAGUAAUGAAGCUGCCAUUGCGGUGGAAAACAGCCAUGAGAAGUGGGGUGGGGAUCAUCAGCUGGCGUUGUCGGCAGAUGAAU
Messenger RNA from Hyaloscypha bicolor E, 1273 nucleotides. RefSeq lists its product as uncharacterized. The transcript has 2 exons. Gene Ontology annotation, biological process: regulation of transcription by RNA polymerase II. The coding region runs from base 9 to 1154 and encodes 381 amino acids. NCBI's taxonomy places the organism in Eukaryota, Fungi, Ascomycota, Leotiomycetes, Helotiales, Hyaloscyphaceae. Gene Ontology annotation, molecular function: DNA-binding transcription activator activity, RNA polymerase II-specific; zinc ion binding. The record is from RefSeq and is a predicted model, not a curated record.